This is a messenger RNA of Funneliformis geosporum, 477 nucleotides long. NCBI's taxonomy places the organism in Eukaryota, Fungi, Glomeromycota, Glomeromycetes, Glomerales, Glomeraceae. The record is from the annotation of a GenBank genome assembly.
AUGGCUGGAAUACCUUAUCCAUAUUUUAACUGGGGUGAUAGUAUUCUGGACUUUCUUGUGCAAUUUAAACUAGACUUGCAGAAUCGGGAAAUAGAUCCAAAUGAUAAUAUAGCAGGUCCUCUAAUAGGAAGAGAUAAUGUAAUAGGACAUUUAAGAUCCUGUAUGAGAGGAAGGACUUUAGAAUGGUUUGAUGAUGAGAUUACUAUAAAACAGAAUUGGAAGCUAACUAACUUACUUGAUAAUACAAGGCAGGUUAACUUAGUUGCAAUUCUUGAUACAUAUGAAAGCGCUAAUCCUUUCCCUGAUACACUUACUAGGGAAAAAAUAAUAAGAGUAGUUAUAAAAGCUUAUGGGCCACCUCCUAAAUCGCAAAAGUCAGAAAAGUUGCAAUCAUUUAGAAUCAAUAAAUUAAAAUUAAAAAUAGAUAAAAUUGGUCAGAUGACAUCUAAGUUUGGUAGGAUAACACUUAAUGAUUAA